AAGGAAGUGAAUCACGAGCGAGGAGUUAAAAUCUCCAGUGAAGAGGAGCCCCUCCGUCAUUUGAACACUGUCACUGGUCAAAUACCACAAUCCGCUGCACACCAUGGCUCAAGCAGACAUUGCACUGAUUGGUUUGGCUGUCAUGGGCCAAAACCUCAUCAUGAACAUGAAUGACCAUGGCUUCGUGGUCUGUGCUUACAACCGAACCGUGUCCAAGGUGCACGACUUCCUGAAGAACGAGGCGAAGGGCUCCAAGGUGAUUGGAGCCGAGUCUCUGGAGGACAUGGUAUCCAAGCUGAAGAAGCCCAGGAGGAUCGUCCUGCUGGUCAAGGCAGGACAGGCUGUGGACGACUUCAUCGACAAACUGGUUCCUCUCCUUGAGGCUGGGGAUAUCAUCAUCGACGGUGGCAACUCUGAAUACAACGACACAACACGGCGGUGUAAGAGUCUGAAAGAGAAGGGCUUCCUGUUUGUCGGCAGCGGAGUCAGUGGUGGAGAGGAAGGGGCGCGUUAUGGACCCUCACUCAUGCCGGGUGGACAUAAAGAGGCCUGGCUGCACAUAAAAGACAUCUUCCAGAGCAUCGCUGCCAAGGUUGGAACAGGAGAACCUUGUUGUGACUGGGUUGGAGAUGAGGGUGCAGGUCAUUUUGUGAAAAUGGUCCAUAAUGGCAUUGAGUAUGGCGACAUGCAGCUGAUUUGUGAGGCCUAUCACCUCAUGAAGGACAUUCUGGGUAUGGACCACGAUGAGAUGGCACAGGCUUUCGAGAGCUGGAACAAGACAGAGUUGGACUCCUUCCUGAUCGAGAUCACGGCUAACAUCUUUAAAUACCGGGACUCUGAUGGCACACACCUGCUGCCCAAGAUCCGCGACAGUGCUGGACAGAAAGGCACAGGGAAGUGGACGGCCAUUUCAGCCCUGGAAUACGGCACACCUGUGACUCUGAUCGGGGAGGCUGUCUUUGCCAGAUGCCUGUCCUCUCUCAAGGAUGAGAGAGUCGAGGCCAGCCGCAGCCUUUCAGGGCCGCAGGGUGUCAAAUUCAGCGGUGACAAGGCUGUCUUCCUGGAGGACAUCAGAAAGGCUCUCUACGCCUCCAAGAUCAUUUCCUACGCGCAGGGCUUCAUGCUGCUGCGGCAGGCGGCCAAAGAGUUCGGCUGGACCCUCAACUACGGCGGGAUCGCUCUGAUGUGGAGAGGAGGCUGCAUCAUCCGAAGUGUCUUCCUGGGUAAAAUCAAAGAGGCGUUUGACAGAGACGCGGAGUUGCAGAACUUGUUGCUGGACACUUUCUUCAGUAAUGCUGUGCAGGACUGUCAGGAGUCGUGGCGCAGAACAGUGAGCACUGGAGUCCAGCAUGGCAUCCCGAUGCCCUGUUUCACCACCGCUCUGUCCUUCUAUGACGGUUACAGACAUGAAAAGCUGCCAGCCAACCUCCUCCAGGCCCAGAGGGACUACUUUGGAGCCCACACGUAUGAACUGCUGUCAAACCCCGGUCAUCACAUCCACACCAACUGGACCGGCCAUGGUGGAAACGUCUCCUCUUCAUCCUACAAUGCUUAAGGGUCAUCGUCACGUCACUCAAAAACAAACGGGAUGGAAGUUAUCUGAGAGAACUUCCAUCCUGUUAUCCAUAACACAUUCCAGCUUUAUAACCAUGAUAACCACGCCUGAAUAUUUAAG
Anarrhichthys ocellatus (wolf-eel) is the source of this 1675-nucleotide messenger RNA. RefSeq names its product phosphogluconate dehydrogenase (gene pgd). Bases 104 to 1555 code for a protein of 483 amino acids. Lineage: Eukaryota; Metazoa; Chordata; Actinopteri; Perciformes; Anarhichadidae. The record is from RefSeq and is a predicted model, not a curated record. Gene Ontology annotation, biological process: pentose-phosphate shunt. Gene Ontology annotation, molecular function: NADP binding; phosphogluconate dehydrogenase (decarboxylating) activity. The transcript has 13 exons.